Messenger RNA from Trichobilharzia szidati, 664 nucleotides. The record is from the annotation of a GenBank genome assembly. NCBI's taxonomy places the organism in Eukaryota, Metazoa, Platyhelminthes, Trematoda, Strigeidida, Schistosomatidae.
UUGCAAUUCGAGGAGGUUAGUGUCUUUCAGUAUUGCCUGGACUUAGGGACCAACUUUGCGAUGAUAAACAGUACUCAGAAUGGAAUUUCUUCCGUUGUUCAUUGUGUGUGCCAACAAUAUUCUGAACAACGCUCAGUGCUUCAAUGCAAUACCUUCGAGAAGAGAAGGAAGAAGAAAACAGAAAGAGAGGUGCAGAAGCAGCCAGCAAAUGAUAAUAAUUUAAGCAAACAAUAUGCGGUAAACGCAGGGUUUAUUCCCCUAUUUUGUUACUAAUAAUUUAGAGUCAUUGAGUUUUAUAGUGUGACAUACUAACAGUUAGUUCAAGUUUGUGGUAGUAAGCAACAACAAAAAAUAUAGAAUAACAAUUUUUUUUAAAAACAUAAGGGCAAAACGAAUAAUGAUUUCUACACCUAUAUAGGGUACUGGGAAUAGAAAUUGGAGGAGUUAAAUCCAAACGCCGAGUUACAUAAAAUAUGUAGAAGGAAAGAAAAGCAAAAAGAAUGAUGAUACUUAUUUAUGCUGUUAUUCUGAUUUAUACAGUUAGAUGUCCUCCUGAAGUGGAGAAAUCGUACCAUAAGCUUGUUUUCAAAGAGUUUAUACACAAGCUUUGUCGUACAUGCAGCUUUUAUUUUAUUAUUAUUUUUUUUGAAGUCAUUCACACUCA